AUGGCGCCUGAGACUCUAGACCUAGAUUUAUCGCGCUUCCCCAAACUCUCACGCGAGCAGGCUGGCCAUGUACGACACUUCUGGAACAUUAGUACUAGCAUUGACGGCCAGUGGCCGCACAUGGGUACCCAAGAUCCAGACCAGGCUUUUCUCGACGCAUACCGAUACCAGCUAGCCACCAUGACCUACGCGGCGGGCGUGGCACACUACCACCGUCUUCCCGCGAUGAGGAGCCUCUUCCAGCCGCUGAUUCGCAAGCUGAUCGGGAAAAUGUUGCGACCAGAGGUCUGGUCCUACUGGUAUCUAACCUCGCAGUCUGGCAACCGCUUGGACCCGGACCUCAACAAGCUCCGCCAGCCGUGGGCGGACCCCGUGGUCCGAGAGAACAUCAUGUAUAGCGGGCACUUGCUGAUGAUGACGAGCUUGUAUGCCAUGCUCUUCAAUGAUAACGAGUUUGAGCAGCCGGGCAGCCUGACCUUUAAAUGGGACCCGUUGUUUUGGGGGAUGGGACCCGAAAGCUUCUUGUACGACAACCGGUCCCUUCAGGGGGCUAUCCUAAAGGAGAUGGAACGCAGAAUUCUAAUGUCUCUGGGGGCUCUAAGGGCGAAUGCAUUCAUGAACACCUGGAAUUCGGAAUUUGUGAGAGACAGCUACAGCAAACAAGCUCUCGGGUUCAUUACCGACAUCGACGGCCACAUCGAGCUCCACCACCCGGCGAUCGGUGCGACGAUACGGCAGCUUGUCCAGGAAGAGCAGGCUGACCCGAACUCGGCCGAGACCUUGCAGCGCGCGAGAGAUAAAUAUCUCGCCAAUCGUUCGGCCGGUUUCAGAUACAUGCAACCGCUGUUUGGAUACGUCGUCAAGUGGCUCUCGGAGCUGGGCAAGGCAAAGGAGCUGAAAGCGCUCUUGUCAUAUGCAGACGCGCAGCUCUCUCCCACUUGGGAUAAAGGAGGCCUCUACUAUCCGCGCCAGGAUCAAAUCACGGAUGAAUCGUGCCAUUGGAGAUUCAUGGACCCCUUCACCGGAAAUGCAGCCAUUGGGUAUGCGCGGCUCAACGUCGAGGAUGGUCAAAAGCAGAUGUGGGACAAGCCUUGGACGAGAGAGACCCUUGCCAGCCGCCCAUGGGUAAAUGGACUUAACCUAUCCCAGGGAGUGGACUGCCUCCGGGGGUGUUGGGUGGAUGAGGAGCAGGCCAUGGUAAUGACGCUGAAACCUUGGGACAGUGUUGCGCAUGAGCUCACCUUCUCAAUCGAACACCUCCCAACAGGGCAUUGGGGGUGUUACAAAAACGGACACCUAAUCUCCGAACAUCAAACCGUCAAGGGAGCGUCGGUGGAAGUUUCUAUGGUGAUCUCCCCAUAUGAGGAGACUGAUGUUGUGGUCAUCAAAUUGCCACAGCUCCUCGGCGUGUCCGCUCAGCUUGAGGUCUAUUACUUAUCAGUCCUUUUCUUUGCCCGUGAAAGCCUGAGGGUCGCCGUACAACGACAAGACUCUUCGAAGCUCUCAUCCAACGACACCAAGGAUGGAAAGGAUGACAAGGAUGGCGAGAGUCGUGAUAACCACGUGUCGAACACAUCGGCCCAGGCUGUGGUCAACUUAGGUUAUCUCGCCAUUGCGCUUGGUAUUCCAUUGGCCUUUCUUUUUGGCUGGCUCUACCUUGGUUCCUUGAGUACAGCCACUCUGGCAUCCGCUCCGAAUCUAGUCGUGUCUCUCUACAUCUACGCCCUAGCUGCUAUCGUAGAGCUCGUCUCGGAGCCCGCCUUCGUCGUGAUGCAGACGCGUCUACAGUUUGGCACUCGGGCGACUGCCGAAUCAUCCGCCACCUUCUUGCGCUGUGUCGUCACACUUGGGUUAGCCGUUUGGGGCGCCAACCGCGACCUGGGCGUCCUGCCUUUUGCUCUCGGCCAGUUGGGCUACGGCCUUGGGUUACUUGCCGUCUACGCCUGGUACGGUGCUGGCCUCGCACAAAGGGAAGGCUUCUCCCUCCUCCCUCGCCGCAUCACCACAACCCCAGCCAAGGGCGUGCAGCAUCAGCAACAGCCUGACAAACCGGCAUUCAUCCUCUCUUACUUCUACCGCCCCACGCUGCAACUCGCAUCCAGCAUGAUGGCCCAAAGCGUCGUCAAGCACAUCCUCACCCAAGGCGACACUUUCCUGGUCAGCAUCCUUUCCACGCCCACCUCACAAGGCGUGUACGCUCUCGCCAACAACUACGGCGGCCUGCUUGCCCGUCUCGUCUUCCAACCCAUCGAGGAAAGCAGUCGCAGCUACUUCAGCCGCGUACUCGCCCCAUCCGCUCCCACGCCUCCCCCAACGACCACCACCAGCAACGAAACCAAACCCACCACCAUCACCACCACCAGCCCCGCGCACACGGCCCUCGAAGCCCUGCAAUCCCUUCUCAGAUCCUACCUCCUCCUCUCCCUGGCCAUCACCGCCCUCGGCCCGGCCGCCGCGGGCCCCUUACUCGCCCUGGUCGCCGGCCCGCGCUGGGCCGACUCGGGCGCCGCCGCCUGCCUCGCCGCCUACAUGUGGUACGUCCCGCUGCUGGCCGUCAACGGCGUGGCCGAGGCGUUUGUCGCCUCGGUGGCGUCCGAGGCCGAGGUGCACCUCCAGAGCGCGUGGAUGGGUGUUUUUUCGGUGGUGUUUGGGUUGGCGGGGGUUGUGUUUCUGAGGGUGUUGGGGUGGGGGGCUGUUGGGUUGGUCGUGGCGAAUGGGAUCAAUAUGGCGUGUCGGAUCGUGUGGUGUGUGAGGUUUGUGAGGCGGUAUUUUGGCCGGAUGGCUGGUGUGCGUUUUGAUGUGCUCGAUGUCUUGCCCUCGCCUGGCGCGAUGCUGGCUGCGGCCGUCACGUCGCAGGUUGUGAAGAAGGUUGUUGCAUCGGCGGCACCGGUCGGUGCGAGGGAGGCUAUCGUGGAACUUGUCAAGGUGGCGGCGGUUGCUGUGCCGUUUGUGAUUGCUGUGGCGGUGUUUGAACGGCGAUUUUUGUAUGCCGCGUUCCAGGCGGUCCGGGGACAUCGGCAGUCAAGCUCGUGA
Messenger RNA from Chaetomium globosum CBS 148.51, 3033 nucleotides. RefSeq lists its product as uncharacterized. The coding region runs from base 1 to 3033 and encodes 1010 amino acids. Gene Ontology annotation, cellular component: endoplasmic reticulum membrane. NCBI's taxonomy places the organism in Eukaryota, Fungi, Ascomycota, Sordariomycetes, Sordariales, Chaetomiaceae. The transcript has 4 exons. Gene Ontology annotation, biological process: glycolipid translocation; dolichol-linked oligosaccharide biosynthetic process. The record is from RefSeq and is a predicted model, not a curated record.